Messenger RNA from Colletotrichum spaethianum, 1200 nucleotides. RefSeq lists its product as uncharacterized. The record is from RefSeq and is a predicted model, not a curated record. Gene Ontology annotation, molecular function: protein binding. Lineage: Eukaryota; Fungi; Ascomycota; Sordariomycetes; Glomerellales; Glomerellaceae. The transcript has 5 exons. The coding region runs from base 1 to 1200 and encodes 399 amino acids.
AUGGGCUUACGCGACAUACUCAAGAAAAAGGACCACCUCGACAAUGGCGACACCAGCAGCCAGGAUGCCGUAGACAGGCUGGCGGCCCCCGAAUUCAAAUUCAUUCGAUCAGACACCAACACACAGGAGGUCAUCCACCCCCCGAGCUAUCCCACGGGCGAUGCGAAGGAGCAGUUCCUGAACCCCAACGACAGCGUCGGCGGCCAGAAGCCCCGGCGCAGCCUCGACGUCUUUUUCGGUAACCGAUCGCGCAGCGCGUCCGCUUCUUCGCAAGCGAGCUCGUCGCCUAACAGGAAAGAUGGCAGACGGCUGUCGGAACGGCUGCACCUUAGCCGCUCGCCGGCUUCGUCGGACAACGUGCCGCAGAACCUACCCGACAUCAUAACCACGGCCGAGGGCGAGCAGGAGGUGGAAUGGGAGAAGCGCGCGACGAUCCUGGCGUCGGCGAACAAGAGCAGACCUGCGACUCCUUCGCGUGAUAAGGACUCUGGGAGCACGACGAGGGGACGGUCUCUGAGCGCGGCGGUAUCGUCUCCGGCCAUCGACGAGAACAUCCAGGAGGCCAUCCGGCUGCACGAGGCAGGGGAUUUCGAGAACUCGACGGCCAUGUUUGCCCGUCUGGCUGAUCCGAAAGGGGCGAAUAACACCCUCAGCCAGUUUCUAUACGGCCUUGCUCUGAGGCACGGCUGGGGCUGCGAGCCUGAUCCAGAAGGGGCUAUCAAGUUCCUCUCCGCAGCGGCAUCGAAUGCAGCAACCGUUGAGCAAGUGGCUUUGAAGGCCGGGCUAACGAAGGGUGGUGCUGCUAAGGGCGAGCUCGUCCUGUCCAUCUUCGAGCUGGCGAACUCCUUCAGACACGGCUGGGGCACCGAGAAGGACCCAAUCGCGGCCAAGCAGUAUUAUGAGACAGCGGCGAACCUCGGAGACACUGACGCCAUGAAUGAAGUCGCCUGGUGCUAUCUCGAGGGCUUCGGAUGCAAGAAGGACAAGGUACGUUUCAUCACAUAUCACUCGUUGCUUUGCGAUGCCGAGCAUGUCGGAGUCGGCAAACCAAGACCUGGGACUUUGCCCCUGGAGGAGAACAGCAUCAGCCUCAACAGCCCCAGAAUACUUGUGGCUUGCAUCAGCAAGUGCUUCGCAGCAGCCCGUUACUACCGGUUGGCCGAGAAGAACGGCAACAAAACACUAGGCAACUCCUGGUAA